Molecule: messenger RNA, 1341 nt
Organism: Aspergillus campestris IBT 28561
Lineage: Eukaryota; Fungi; Ascomycota; Eurotiomycetes; Eurotiales; Aspergillaceae
Product: putative GATA transcription factor (AreB)
Exons: 3
Coding region: 59-976 (305 amino acids)
Biological process (GO): negative regulation of transcription by RNA polymerase II; positive regulation of transcription by RNA polymerase II
Molecular function (GO): DNA-binding transcription factor activity, RNA polymerase II-specific; RNA polymerase II cis-regulatory region sequence-specific DNA binding; zinc ion binding
Source: RefSeq, a predicted model, not a curated record
UCUAUUCCCUUCGCUCCCAACUCCCUCGGGUGUUUUAAUCCUCCAUUUUCCGACUAUCAUGGCAACAACAUUGGCUGACCAAAAACGUCCUCAUUUACAGCCCGUGUGUCAAAAUUGCGGGACGUCCACCACACCUCUCUGGCGCAGAGAUGAACUCGGCUCCGUCCUCUGUAACGCCUGUGGGCUCUUCCUGAAACUCCACGGGAGACCUCGCCCGAUAAGCUUGAAAACCGACGUGAUCAAGAGCCGCAACAGGGUCAAGACCGCUGGGCAAGGCCCCAAACGCAAGUCUGGUGGUACCGCUGACGCAAAUGGACUCGCGACAACGCGAUCGGAAGCCGGCACGCCCCCGCUGGGCGGCCAUGGCUACCGUCGCGCGUCGCGAAAGAUGUCCCCGGGCCAUUCCGAUCGCUCGAACUCGCCGGUGUCGCGAACGGACACACCUGGAAUCCCACCCAUGCACCAACCACAACCGCAACACAACUCCAACAUUGCCCCGCAACACAUGUUUGACAGCGUGACCCUGGGGGACCAUGCCAUCAAUCCGUCGAAUGGCCUUCAUCCCGGUCAAUUGCGCCAGCCCUCGCCGACGGCCACAUCCGCUGUCGCGGAUCGCCAAGGCGACUCGCCGCAGACAUACGAGGGGCUCCUCGCGGCCAACGCGUCGCUCAAGACCCGUGUGAGCGAACUGGAGUUGAUCAAUGGUCUCUUCAGGGGGCGGGUCGCGGAGCUGGAGCAGAGCGAUGCCACCGCGCGUCGCUCCGAGAUGAUCGUUCGCGAUUCGGAAGUCCGUCUCCGUCGGUCACUCGAGGAGGCACAACAUCGGGAGGAGGAUCUGAAGCGGCGUGUGGGCGAACUUGAGCGGCAGGUUUCCGACCAAAGCGGGCUGGGUAGUUCGGUGGGCACUGAUAGCCCAGGGGAACCUAUGGCGAAGCGGAUGAGAAUGAGCGAUGCGGCCUCCAGCGAUCAACGGUAAUGCCGCGCCACUCGUGUCUUUUCUGAUUAUCGCAACCAAAAGGGACCCCUCGAGAAAAGACGGAAUUGAAAAGAAAAAGGAAAAAAAAAUAUCUUCAACAUUGCCCCCGACUUGCUGAACUCCUCGAUCUUCCUUGGUUCUUUUGAUACCCAUCGCAUUUCUUGUCAUUCGGCUGGAUGCAAAUUCGGAUUAAAUUAAUGUCUCCCCGGUCUUUGUUUCUUUAUUCUCCAUCUCUAUCCAUUCUUAUAUUCAGGGUGCUCGAAUCAUCGAGCCCUACCUCUAAUUACGACAUGGGACCGAGGGGAUCACGUGGAGGCAGCAAUACACGGAGCAACGAAAUCUACGAAAAUGGGGUUACGGCGGCG